AUGGUAGAAGUAAAUUCUGCGAGCACGCUUGUAAACUGGACAACCCACAAGAAAGUGAUGAACCGAAACUGGGACCUGACAGGCCUCACAGAGGGGAAUAAGGUGUCGCUCCAUGAGAUACCAAUGGGUAAGUGGAGCCUCCCAAUUUUCGGCUGUUAUUUUGCUUAUCAGCUGUAUGGUACACGUCAACCCACUGCUGCCAGCCGCGAGCGCAUCAGUCUGGCUUUGUCUCUAGUCUUUAGCUUCCAACUAGUACUUGGUCAUGUUACCAUUGUUCUUUAUCACCAUCUGAAGUCGCCUGGGCAUCGAAGUGGCGAUGGUGGAGAAGACAGAGGCAUCCAUGUUGAUCCAAAGCUUCUUCAGUGCCUUCUUCAGAUCCGUGAUGUUGGACUGGUGAGCAUGGCGCCCAUGAUGGCUCCUGCUGGUGGGAUGGCUGUCAUGACUCAGGCCAUGAGUCACCCAGAUUCAGGAGUUGGUCCGGACCACCACACCCUCAAUGCUCCCUACCACCACCACCACCACCCUCAUCACCAUCAUGGUCCUCCAGGCCCACACCAUCCUGGUCCCCCACCACAUCAUCCUAGUGGACCUCCCCAGCCUCCUCCCACAGGUCCUCCCCCACACACGGGCCCUCCUCACUCACAGUAUCACCCAGCCCAUCACCCAGCUCAGGCCCCACAUCAUGGCCCUCACCCAUCUCAUGCCCCACAUCAUGGUCCUCAUCAUUCAGCCCCUCACACUACCCCACAUUCUGCUCCACAUUCUGGCCCACACACUGGGCCACAUUCUGGCCCACAUUCAGGACCACAUUCUGGUCCACAUUCUGGUCCACACACAGGUCCACACACAGGUCCACACACUGGUCCACACACUGGUCCACACACUGGUCCACACACAGGUCCACAUACAGGUCCACAUACAGGUCCACAUACAGGUCCACAUACUGGUCCACAUACUGGUCCACAUACUGGUCCACACUCUGGUCCUCACUCUGGUCCACACACUGGUCCGCUCUCUGGCCCUCACUCUGGCCCUCACUCAGGGCCACAUGGUGGGCCACAUUCUGGACCUCAUGGAGGCCCCCAUGGUGGUCCACAUAGCCAUGGUGGUCCUCAUUCUGGGCCACACAUGGGACUACACAGUGGUAACAGCAGCAAUGGGCCACACAGUGGGCCUCACGGUGGGCCACACGGAGGUCACCAUGGAGGACCUACUCACCCUCAGUCUCACCUUCAAGCAACUGGCACUGUUGCCGGACCUCCGCAUAUGACCCACCCUGCUCAUUCUGUCAUGCAUCAUUCAGCACCUCACCAGAUGAGUGGAAUGGGUAGUGGUGGACCAGCGGGGAUGGGGACCUCCCCAAGUAGCAGUCACCAGCAACAGCAGCAGCAGCAGCAGCAGCAACAGCAUCAUCAACAGCAGCAACAGCAACAACCUCCACAUCAUACCCAGGUACAUCAACAGCCCAUACCCCAAACAAUGCAACACCAGCAACAGCCACUUCAGCAACAACAGCCUCCACAUCUACAACAGCAACAGCACCAACAACAGCAACAGCAGCAUCAACAACAGCAGCAGCAUCAACAACAGCAGCAGCAUCAACAGCAGCAGCAGCAACACCAACAACAGCAGCAGCACCAGCAUCAGCAACAGCACCAACAGCAGCAGCAGCAUCAACAACAGCAACAGCAACAAGAUAUUGUCAUAAACAGCGGCAUAGUGGGCAUGAAUUCAACUCCCAAUGGUGUUAAUGUGGUUGGGUCUUCACCUACAAAUUCAUCAUCUAUGACAUCUGUUGGUAUCUCUGGAGAUUCCUCAGCUACUAGUAAAGAGAAGACACCAAUGUGUCUCAUCAAUGAGCUUGCUAGAUACAAUAAGAUUCAGCACCAGUACUGCCUGACAGAUGAAAAAGGUCCAGCUCAUAAAAAGACUUUUACAGUAACCUUAAGGCUUGGAGAGAGUGAAGAGUACACUGCCUCAGGUCCUAGUAUCAAGAAAGCUCAACACUCAGCUGCUGCCAUAGCUCUUGAAAAAACACAGUUUAAACAUCCUCCACCAAAAACACAAAGGCAGAAUAAACAGACUAAACUGACCCCCACAGUAGAACUUAAUGCUCUUGCAAUGAAGCGAGGUGAAGCUGCCAUUUACACUUUCAUGGAGACCCCUCGUCCUCCUAACCCCUACUUUAAUAUGCCUCCAAAUAUUCGAGCCAUGUACAACCAGAAGUGCUAUGGCCGACCGCCACUUUAUCCAAUAUUCUUUGUAACAUUAAGAGUUGGCACCCGUGAGUUUAUUGGUGAAGGAACUACGGCCCAGCAAGCUAAGCAUAAUGCUGCAUCGAAAGCUUUGAAGUUGAUGAAAACACUUCCAAUGCCAGAAAAUGCUACCACAUGUACACAGGGAGACCUCUCUGACCUUGAUCCAAAUGCUGAUUUAAAAUCACCGAUUUCACUAGUUCAUGAAAUAGCCUUGAAGCGGAAUUUGACAGUUACAUUUGAGGUUAUUCGCGAAUCUGGGCCUCCACAUGUUCGAACAUUUGUCACGGUAUGCAUAGUUGGAGAAUACCGAACUGAAGGUGAAGGCACUGGAAAGAAGGUAUGUAUCAAUUCUUGUAGUUUGCAUAUGUAGUUACAUAUGUUUUUA
Molecule: messenger RNA, 2643 nt
Organism: Cherax quadricarinatus
Lineage: Eukaryota; Metazoa; Arthropoda; Malacostraca; Decapoda; Parastacidae
Source: RefSeq, a predicted model, not a curated record